Molecule: messenger RNA, 1282 nt
Organism: Dermacentor silvarum
Lineage: Eukaryota; Metazoa; Arthropoda; Arachnida; Ixodida; Ixodidae
Exons: 3
Coding region: 844-1206 (120 amino acids)
Source: RefSeq, a predicted model, not a curated record
GCGAUCUGUACGAUGAAAAGUUUGCGUACGUAUUAGCGCAGCCGCCGAUGCCACAAAAAACACUGAAGUUGGCCUCCGCACUGUGAACCACACCAAUGUGGUUAAUCACCUUGGUGAACUGCGACGAGAAGAACGGGCAUCGAGGGCAGUAUCUCACUUCCAUUACACGGCACACGCGUGAACAGAAGCAGUCCUCUUCUUGAAAACAAAAGCAGCGCUGGCUGACCACGUCCAGUGCAGCGACCCGGAACACAAAGUCCGCGGCUACAGAUGCCACAACACGCGCUUUUAACUUCUUGCGUUAAAGACAGCUUUCACACACUGGAGCAAGUCACCGGAAAAACAUGCCUUCCGUGAUGCGAACACUGCUUGCUACACUUCAGUGUAGAAUACGUGUAGACGCUGCCGCGCGCGCAACUUCUCGACAUACAUAUGCGCAGCGUGAGCAAAGCAUGCGAUGUGCUUUAUAAUAAAUAUUGAAUAAUUCACUAAACUUAAAUAUUGACGUAGUAUAGCACGUUUUUAUAAACGUGGUUUGUUCUUAAAGUAAGAUGAGCCAGUAUGAGCAAUAUUUUCUUGAGGGCCGUAAGCGAACACACUAAUAACUUAGCGUUAACGCCUGUGCUGCCAUCCCUCGACGUUUUCUCGCUGCCGCUAUAUAGGUUUUGUUUGCGCUCGCACUAGCUGUACUCAGGCUUCGAGUGCUACGAGUGGCAUUUCGCACGUUGGUUCUUUGUUCGUUCUUUAUUCUACGUUUUGCGCGUGCGUUUCUUUACUUUUCGCCCACGUGCGUUUGCAACUUUUCGCCCACGUGCGUUUCGCUUUGCGCCUCUGUUUCUCGACAUGGCGUUUAAAUGUCUGGUGACAUUUCGAGAGCUCAAUACAGUGGUGAAUUUCACUGGCGAGUGGAAAAAACACGAGCUAUUCAGCUACCUGCAGAAGACCGAUGUUCUCGCCGGACAAGACUGCGCCUCCCUGAGCUUGCAGGUCUUUGAUGAAGAUUUUGGAAUGUUUGUGGACACGACAAAUGAUUUUGUUGUCCCCCAUAAAGCUAAACUGAAAAUAAAAGAAGCAAGUGAAUUUCGGAUUGUUGACGUCCUUGAUGUCGAGGUGGUGCCAGAGACGCAGCAACAAAUGCCUGCACGCACGGUCUACACGCUGCCGAAUCCGACCAUUAACCCUGAAGAUGAGCAUGGAAAAUCAUGAGCCUGGGAAGCAUUUCAGGAACAGAAAUCAAGUAGUGCAAUGGCUUUUCCGUGACCUCUGCUCAUACACAAUGUAA